Messenger RNA from Cercospora beticola, 3250 nucleotides. The record is from RefSeq and is a predicted model, not a curated record. NCBI's taxonomy places the organism in Eukaryota, Fungi, Ascomycota, Dothideomycetes, Mycosphaerellales, Mycosphaerellaceae.
CAACAACACACUCCGACCGCUCGCCCGCUGUCCGUGCCUGACAUCGCCAACGACCACUGCACGACCGGGCCCGUUGCUCAUCAUGUCCUCGUUUGCGACCUCGUUUUGGUCCGCCGACUACGCUGGAGGUCGGAUUUGAGCGCACGCUCUCUGCUACAAAUCGCUAAUCUGAGCACAGGAUUGGGCGUAUUGUUCGCGAAACUUCAGCAGGGUGUGCAGGAGAAUGAGCAGCUUCUUACCGUAGCGCGAAUGCGCGCUGAAGCUGAGGAUAUAUACGGACAACGGCUGGCGGACAUCGAGAGCGCAACAAGCCGUAUCGACGGAGGCUUCCAGAGGGAUGAUGGCGCCAGUGUCAAGAAGGCAUACGAGGGCGUGCGGGCGGAAAUGAGUGAAGAAGCGAAGAAUCACAAAAAGAUCGCCUCAAAUAUCCGAGAACUCGUGGUCAACCCUUUCAGCCGGUGGUGCGACCAGCAUGCUGCGCGUGUGCAGAAUAGCCAGGACGAUUUGCAAGGUCGCAUCAAAGCACACGAUCGACAGGCGGAGACAGUGCGACAAUAUCGGAGCCAGUAUUACAACAAAUGCCGGAGAGUGGAGGAUUUGGACGAGGAGGAGAAGCUGGCAUUUCAGGAUCCACAAUCGGCGGCUGCCACGAACUCACCGAAGGCGACGAGCGUCACGAGUGUGCCCAGUAUCAAGAUCGCAGAAGAAGAGCCGGAGCCGGAGCCAAUCGACAUAGGGGACGUAACCUACCAGCCCGAGCAGGUCAAGAAGAUCUUGACACAUGCAUUGGAGACCAUUCCGCUGGGCGAGACGAAGGUCCCCAUCCUGGGCACAUAUCAGAACACGAGCUCUGGUGCGGACAUUACGGAGUAUGUGCAGAGCCACCUGGGCGCAAACAGCGUCGCGUACGCUGAGCGUAUAGGUCAGGAUCUGUGCGAUCAUGGCUUUUUACGUCUAGUAGGAAAUGUGGGCAACAGUUUUGCAAACAGCAGCAAGAUGAAGUAUCAGUGGAAGACGAAGGUCUUUCAACUGACAGGCAUGCCAGAGAAGAGAAGUCCGCUCCACCGUUCUUCGACAAUGAUGUCCUCCAGCUCCGACUCCGUGCCAGGUAGUCCUGUCAUUGGCGACAAGGUCAGCGAAUAUCUCGGUGGCUGGAAUCCACUGAACAACGCACAUCCAAACGAGACACCGGCCGACAGACUGCGCAGAGAGGCACGAGAAGCUGAUGAGCGGUACAAGGCGGCGGUCAAGAAGCUCGACGGUCUCCGCUGCAGCCUCGAGGUUGCCAUGGUAGAUCACAUGAAAUUCAUGGAGCGCUGCGAGCUGGAUCGACUGAAAGCCAUCAAGAGCGUCAUCCUGGACUUUAGCGGCGCCGUCAGUAACGUCAUACCCUCGCUGCAGUCUAGUGUGGACAAUAUGAUGUUGUUCCAGGAGACCGUUCAGCCAUUGGCCGAUCUGCGGUACUUGCUCGAGAACUACCGUACUGGAAACUUCGUGCCCAAAGUGACGAUAUACGAGAAUUACUACAACAAAGUCGAAGAGCAGACCUUCGGUGUGGACAUUGAGCUGCGCGCGCGGGCGGAUAAGAAGCGCGUUCCACUGCUGGUUACGUCGAUUCUAACAUUUCUGGACUCGCAUUAUCCCGAUCUUGAAGGUGACGAGGCACGUCGGAGCAUUUGGCUGGUGGAAGUUCCCCUCGCUGCGACCCACCACCUGCGCAAUCAAGUCAACACAGGCGGGCCUGUGUCUCAGGCUACCUUGGAGAAAUACGAAGUGCCGAUAGUCGCUGCCGUCCUGAAGUUGUACCUGCUCGAGCUCCCUGAUAGCCUGGUGAGCUCGCACGUCUACGAGAUUAUCAAGACCAUCUACGCCUCCACGGCACAAUCAACGUCGGAAGCCGCGCGCAUUCAAGUCAUACAGUCGACUUUGGGUCAGCUUCGUCUAGCGAAUAUUGCCACACUGGAUGCUAUCAUCACGCACUUCACUCGUUUGGUGGAGCUGACGAGUGCCGAUGAAGAGUACGUGUCGAAGCUGGCUGCUGUGUUGGCACCAUGUAUUAUGCGGCCUAAGCAGGAAACUGGUCUCAGCAUGAAUGAGAGGUACAACGCUCGCCUGAUUAAAGAUCUGCUCGCGCACAAAGACGCAAUAUUUGGAGAGUUAAAACGGCAGUCGAGUUUAACUCACACGGCGUCUGGCACGCGGCAGACGAGAGCGAUUUCCACCGACGAAUCUAAGCGUAAAGAAGCCAUGGAAGAGCGGCACCGAGCCAUCGCGGCAGCCCAACACACGAAUGCCUCCAGUGGGCCUAGAAGCAGAGCGACGAGCCCAGCGCCGGCAGCUGACACGCGAGUCCCGCUACCCGGUCACCGCCGUGAUCGUAGUCGUGGACCAGAAACGAGAUUCCCGGUUAGCACUACUGCGGCGCAGAAUGCCCGCGUAAUGUCGCCAACUGCGGAUCGUUCUAGCACGUCCUCUGGAGGCCAUAGAGAUAGCCUGAGUGUGCCACCGCAGAGCCCUCCCUCCGCCCGCACGCAUGAUUCUGCGCUCAACGGGUUCCACAAACCACCACCAGCAGAGAGCCAGCCUGGCAGAGAGCGAAGUGGCACCGAAACCACACAACGCAGUUCUGCGCAGGUCUCUGCCUCGAUCACCUCAGCCAGUGACUUCAUGAGCCCUGGUCACUUCUAUUCCGGCAGCAGCGAGAGCACACCUGCAGGAGCAGCAGAGACAUCAACAACUCGCGACUCUGUCGCCAGCAACAUUAGCGUCAAGGCGCCGGCUUCCAAAUACAAUCUUGCCGAAGAGCAAUCGCCUGUGGCGAUGACACCAGAUGCCGAGACACCGACGAAGAGGGACAGUCUUUCUCGCGCCCGAGGCGUGGCUGGGCGACGCGGCACUGGCGGCCUGCGACGCCAGUCGCUCGCGAACGCCAGCAAGACUGAAAACGGUGAAGGCAGUGACGUCGCCCCUAGUGCAGAAUCACCUGAGACGAAGGGCGUACAACUAGAAGACAAACCCAUGGACUUCGACUAGGAGUGGAAUCCCGAUGGCGUGUCUUCUGGAGCGUGAAUCCACCUGUUUUCUGGAGCGUUAAGCGUGGUGUAGGUUUCAGCAGAUAUGACUCUAUGUAGAUAGCAUCGACGAAUUAGACGCAUGCGACGCCAGUGCCACGAUAUGGUAUACAUCUGCACUCCCACCAUUUGUUGAACAGACGAAACUUGGACCACUUGGAUGUGAACUGAAUCCGAUG